Molecule: messenger RNA, 954 nt
Organism: Sporothrix brasiliensis 5110
Lineage: Eukaryota; Fungi; Ascomycota; Sordariomycetes; Ophiostomatales; Ophiostomataceae
Product: arsenical resistance protein ArsH
Exons: 3
Coding region: 1-954 (317 amino acids)
Molecular function (GO): oxidoreductase activity
Source: RefSeq, a predicted model, not a curated record
AUGCAACGCUCACAGUCCCCUGUCGCCCUGGCUGGCCAGGGCGACCUGAACAACGCGUACGCCGCCAGGGCUGCGGUUGCGCCCACGGCUGACCCGACAUGUGCCUUGCAUUCUCUCGCCAUCGACAUCGAUGAGGACGACGCCGCCACCCGUGACCGUUAUCGCUCGUUUCUUCUCAGCGAGCCGCUUGCUGCCGACGACUGGGUCGCGCAGUUGGAGCUGGGCACGGUCCUGAAGCUGGUCGCGUCGGAAAUCCUGGAGAAAAAGCGUGACCGCCUGCGCAUCCUCGUCCUCCAUGGCAGCUUGAGAAGCCGAUCCUUCUCUCGUCUGCUCGCAUACGAGGCCGCACGCAUCCUGUUCCGCCUCGGCUGCGACGUCCGGGUGUACAACCCGGCCGGGCUUCCUCAAAAGGACGACAUUCACCACGGCCACCCGAAAGUGCAGGAGCUGCGUGAGCUGAGCAAGUGGAGCGAUGGCCACGUCUGGGUCAGUCCCGAGCAGCACGGCAACUUGACGGGCCUUUUCAAGCAACAAAUUGACUGGAUCCCGCUGUCGUCUGGAGCGGUUCGUCCCACACAGGGCAGGACGCUGGCCGUUGCGCAGGUCAGCGGCGGAUCGCAGCCCUUCAAUGCUGUGAAUUCGCUCCGCAUCCUCGGUCGGUGGAUGCGCAUGUUUACGAUCCCCAACCAAAGCUCUGUGCCCAAGGCGUACACACAGUUCACCCCCGAGGCAGAAGGCAGCCGCAUGCUGCCCAGCGCGAACCGCGACCGCCUUGUCGACUGCAUGGAAGAGCUCGUGAAAUACACCAUCGUUCUGCGGCCUCGCUUUGACCUGUUCGGAGACCGCUUCAGCGAGCGCGAGGAACGCAGGCUGAAGCGGGAAAAGGCAGAAGAGGAGCGAAAUAAAGAGGCUUCCACCAUAAACGGCGUGUCGUUGCAAGGACUGUCUUUAUAG